Messenger RNA from Exophiala viscosa, 5024 nucleotides. RefSeq names its product SAC3/GANP/Nin1/mts3/eIF-3 p25 family-domain-containing protein. The record is from RefSeq and is a predicted model, not a curated record. Gene Ontology annotation, biological process: mRNA export from nucleus. Gene Ontology annotation, cellular component: nucleus; transcription export complex 2; cytoplasm. The coding region runs from base 1 to 4824 and encodes 1607 amino acids. Lineage: Eukaryota; Fungi; Ascomycota; Eurotiomycetes; Chaetothyriales; Herpotrichiellaceae. The transcript has 7 exons.
AUGUCUGCGCCGUCCACCCGCGGUCAACGCGGUGGCAGCUCGACCAAGGGCGGACGAGACAACAAAUCAUCAGCCUCCCGAGAUCGCCGUAGCACUCGAGGAGCUUCCUCAUCCGGACGAGGAAAGGGCAAAGGCGCCGCGACCGCAAACCUCUCCUCCAAUAGUGGUGAUGGGGUGUUGCAAAAGAUACGAGCAGAGACCGUCAAGAAAGGAUCUGAGAAUGGCACAACGGCGCCAGGCAGAGACCGCGAAACUUCAACCACAACGGCCUCCACUCCCAGUUCACAAGGACGAGGUCGUGGCCGUGGAAACUUGUCGCAAACAUUCAAUACGCCCAACAAUGGGAGUUCCAAGCCACCAUCACGGCCUGCCUCACCCGCGCCGACGAACCAUAAAGAUUUCAUGAACGCUGCCUUCGCACGAUUUCAAGAGGUGCGUUCCGACCUUCCCUGCGUCCGGCUGACCGCGACUCUGCCUCUCAAGACAAGACGAGACGGAGAAAGGGCCAAAGCUAUCCGAGAUGGCUUCCUUGCCGACCCAGAGAAAAAGACCAGCCUGGACAAGGCCAUUACACCAGUUGGAACCUGCACCGAAAUGUGUCCGGAAUUCGAAAGAGUGGAGCGGAUUGUUCAGAACAUGGUCGAUAAAGCAGAGAAGGUUCAUAACGACGAUACUGGAAGAGACGUGCCGUCGGAAGCACGCAUGGUCAAGCGGUUCCGUCGUUCGGCUGCUGGGUACGAUGAGCAACUGCCUUCAGAUAUACGAACGCCGGCGACGUUGAGGAGAACACUGGACUAUCUGCUGGACAAAUUGAUCGGCGGUGAUGAAAGACUUGCAACGAUCCAUAAGUUCGUCUGGGAUAGGACGCGAGGAAUUCGGAACGACUUUUCAAUACAGCAGGUGACCAACGUCGACGAUGUCAAGAUUGCGGUUGACUGUUAUGAGCGGAUUGCCAGAUUCCAUAUCCUGUCGCUGCACCAGCUGUCCAACCCGGACAAUCUUUGGGAAGGGGAGAACUUCGACGCGCACCAAGAACGAGAGCAGCUCAACAAUACCCUUCUGUCACUGCUCUACUACUACGAUGACAAUCGGCAACGCAUCGACUUUCCGAAUGAAGCCGAGUUUCGAGCGUAUUGCAUUAUCUUUGAGUUUCAGUCACAGCACCCGGACUUGGAAGAUCGCAUGCAGGCAUGGCCCUCGAGUUUGCUCAAGGACGGACGAGUACAGACGGCACUCAAACUGUACACCGCCGCCGGCAAUGCUCUUUUUGACCAAGGACCGCUCCGGCCAACCGAGCCUUUCGCCAUAGCACAAAGCAACACCGGAAGUUUUUGGAAUGUUCUCUCCUCGAAGGCUGUGCCGUACAUCAUGGCCUGCGUUGCAGAGAUCUACUUUGCUCAUGUCCGAUAUGCCGCGCUCGACGCUCUAUGGCGGUCAUGCAAAAGUGCUCCUGCUGCUCAACAGGCGCGGUCAAGAGACUGGAGUCUUAACGAGGUGACGGCCUUUCUGGGCUUUGAUACUGAAGAAGAAACAAAAGACUUCUGCGCCGCCUUCGAGCUGUAUUUCGGUACCGAUGAAAAGGGAGAAGAGUACCUGGACGCCACGGCCAAUGCUGCUCACUCUCUCGAUCAAUCAUCGAUACCCAACCUGCAAUUGUUUUCACACACUUACGUCGAGGAGAAGCGCUACCACCGAACAAUUACCUCAGUCAUCAACGGGGCGACCGUAGCUGAAGCCAUUCGAAAUGGCUGGAUUGAGCCCGAGGAAGAACAAGAGACCGCUGAAGAAGAAUCGAGAGAUGAUGAUCAGAGCAUGUUCGUCCCCGAGGAUAAACCAACAGCUUCGCCAGCUUCGUCCGUCUUCGGCUCUUCACUCAACGCAGCGGCUUCUGCUUUUACACCCAAUUUCGCUCAGAGUCCUCCCAUUACUAAACCAGCAGAAGCAUCGACUUUCGGACAGCCAACGGGCUUCGGACAACCGACGAGCUUUGGCACUUCAGGUUUCGGCGGUUUUGGGUCUCCUGGCCCGUUCAGUUCAUCAGGCCCAGCUCCACCUCCAUCACUUUUUGGGAAGAAAGAAGACUCUAGUCAGCAGCAACCACAACAACAAGCACCUUUGAGCUUCGGUGGCUUCAAUCAAGGUGCAGGAAGCUUCGGACUAAACCGACCUGCCUCAAGUGAAAAGACAGAGACAGGUGGGGCUAUCAAACAGCCAGAGAAACCUGCCUCAAUCGCAUCUACCCAAGCACAACAACCUGCCUUCACAGGGUUUGGUGGUGGAAAAACGCCUUUUCUACCAGCGACAACUGCAUCAACAACGCCAACUUCCUCAUCGACACCAUCGGCAGUUCCGGCCAUUUUCGGUACCCAGCCCCAGUCGAAGUCAGCAUUGCCUGUGACGAAUCAACCAAUUGAAGGUUCGAACAAACCCAUCUCGACAACAUCACCCUUUCAGUUCCCAAGCUUUUCUCAACCUGCGCAAUCUGCCACACCCCCUGAACCUCCAGUUCAGGUGCAGAAAGUCCAAGAAUCAUCGACUCCUGCAUCUUCGCCGCCAAAGUCAACGUUCAAUUUCCAAUCACAAGCGUCUCAGCCCCCUCCGACACCUGCACAAUCACGUCAACCAUCAUCUUCAGUGCUUCCCUCAUUCACGCCUCCAUCUGCAGGAUUUCAAUCUUCACCCGCACCGGCUCCAACAAUAAUUCCACCUAAGCUAGAUCUUUUUGCGCCCAAGCCGGGCGCCGCACCUUCUGAAGCCUUCAAGUUUCCUCAAAUUCAGACGUCAGCGGCCUCCACAACAAAAGCUGACGUACCUAACGCAAAACUCACAUAUGAACCAUCCGCACAUAAGGCCCCAUCCUCCAAGCCUACGAUACCGCCUCAGUCGCUCCCACCACCACCCUCCCAGCCAGCCUUCACUCAAAAGGACCGCGAUCGACUUGCAAGUGAUCUUGCGAGAAUUGCACUUACUCGCCAAGACGGGCUCCUUCGAAAGUACAUCGAGUUCACCCUUCCUGAUCUUGUAAAAACCGCACUCAACCAACACCGACUGGAGCUGCAUGACGCAGCUGUUGCCUCAAUACGACAACGAAUCCUUGCUCGCAAAUUUGGCGCCAUUUGGCGAUCAAGAGCUUGGAGAAAUAGGUUAAACCGGCGAGCAAAGAAUCGACGACAACUCUUUGCAGACACAAUGAGGGCUGCAGGGGCCAAGAAGAAGAGAAGUGAGGAGGAGCUUGAAGCUAUCCUUCAGGCUGCACAGGAGACCCAGAAGCUACAAGAAGAAGUCAAAGCUGCGGCCGAGGCAAAGCAACUUAAGCAAGAGCAAGAAGCCAUCGCCAUCGGCAGGAUUGCUGGCCAGAAGAGAAAAAUACUUUCCCGGCAGACAACAGAAGACAACUCUAUCGCCACGAACGGAUCUCCACGAUCUGUCGGACACAAGAGAUCCAAGACAACGAGCACUUCCUCCGAGCUGUCCAUUUCAUCUAGAGGCGGAAAACCGCCGGUCCCGAACUUCAGGGAGUCAACCACACGACCACAACACGUCUCAAUAUUUGCAGGACAUUCCCUGCUGGGUCGAUCUACCAGCAAUCAGGAUUUGAGACAAUCUGCCUUUGGACAGAAGGUCGAUAAUACCCACACAGACUACUUUAGACUCAAAGCCCUGGGAGUUGAUCCCGAGACUCCAAUUGUUCCGUACACCAAAGAAACCUUGGCCCUUCGCAAGAAGAGAGAGGAACAAGAGAGGCAAGAGGUCUUGGCUAGGGCAAGGAGACGACCAGCUACUUCAGCCCAGUCUUCUCCCCCUGCACCUGCCGUGGUACAUGCAAAAGAGGCUCCUGCCGAGACGAAAGUGCCAGUCAAAAACAUGCCUAAAGUCAACACCAAACCUGCAGUGGAAGACGAUAUCCUCAAACAACUUCGAGAAGCUCGUGAAGCAUUACAAGAACAAUCAGAGUGGUUCAAGCAGCAAACGGUCGAACUCGAGAAAGAGAUUGGGCAGGAAGAGGAAUUUAGAAAGAGUCAAAGUAGCCGUCGAAACAGCGUCAACCUUUCCUCAAGCGGCUUCGCAAGAGCCAACGGAUACGAGUAUUUACCUGGCGAGACGAAAGCCGGUCACGAUCUAUCACGCACUGAAAGACGAAUCCGGCAAACUGGCGCUCACGGGCUUGCCACCAAACCACUACGACCUAGCUCUGAGUAUGUUCCUGUGGCGAUGUCGAAAAGAAGUGCGAUGAUGUAUACUGGUGCAAGUCAAUCCAGUAGCCCUGUGAGAAAGCGAUCAUACGACGACGAUAUAGAUCCAGCAUUGGAGUCGGCCACCGGUUUCGCGCAUUCCUCAAAACGAGCGCGAGCAGUCUCGAAUCGAGCAGGGUUUGCUGGUGUGGAUGCACAGGCCAUGUCUCGUAAUGUCGCCAAGAAUCCUUAUGAGCUUUUGCAGGGUGUUUCUCAAGAUGACGAAGAAGGAGAUGAUCUCAAUGAGGACGAGGAAGAUACUGAAGAGCUUUAUGAUGAGGAACAGCCUGCUGGACAGUAUCCUAUGUAUCCUGAACUCAAUGGCGACGUCGACUAUGGGGAGGAAGACGAAGAAGAGGAAAUCGAAAAUGAAGCUGAAGGGGAAUAUGAUGAAGAGGAAGAUGAAGGAGAAGAAGGGUAUGAUGAUGAAGAGGAUGAGGGCCAGGAUACGGAGGAGUACGAGUACGAUGCGGGAUAUCCUCAGGCUCAAGACGGUGAUACGCCAUUGACAAAUCCUCAGCUCAGUCGAGCUGCUAGUAGCGCUCCUGGCGGGAGCUUGGACGACGCAUUGGUGUUGAGUGAUAGUGAUUGAGCGCCACGACAUGGUUUGAGACAUCAGACAAGGCUACUAAGCUUAACACAUUGCAGCGAACUGUCGAGGUUGUGUCGAAAUGUUCGGUUCAGUGUGAACACGAACCUAGAUCUUCCGCAUGUAAUGAUCUUGCAAUACGAUUCGUACGAGAGAGCGUCAAAUCUUCGGUUGCUGAUUGAUAUACGUUGGGACCCUCCCCA